AUCGCCAUUGUCGGCGGCGGUAUCGCUGGACUUACCCUCGCGCUGAACCUGCUCAAGCUGUCCAAAUCCUCAUCCUCGACAACGCCCUUAUAUACCGUCACAGUCUACGAGUCUGCCCAUGCCUUUGGCGAGAUCGGAGCAGGAGUGUCUUUUGGGCCCAAUGCCAGCCAUGCGAUGAAGUGCAUCGGGCCUGAGGUGUAUGCAGCAUUCGAAAAGACGGAGACGACAAACCAAUUUGACUCGAAGAAAGGCGUAUGGUUUGACUUCCGCUUCGGCGAGAGCGUCGACGGCAGGUACAAAGUGGAGGGCGAGGCGGAGACGAGCCCUGAGGACCGCACCGGAGAGCUCAUCGCGACCGUGGAGUGUAAGAACGGCCAGCGGGGCGUCAAGAGGAGCGACUUCCUCGACGAGCUGAUCAAGCACGUUCCCGAGGGCGUAGCCCAGUUCGGCAGACGUGUUACCCACUACACGACGACAACCCCGCCCGCCGGCAGCCAGGUCGUGCUCCACUUCAAGGAUGGCUCAUCCGCGACGCACGACGCUGUCAUUGGCUGCGAUGGCAUCAAGUCCAACAUCCGCAAGACGCUGCUGGCCUCGACGCCCAGGCCUGAGGCGGCUGAUGCGGUGUAUAGCGGCAAGUUCUGCUACCGUGGGUUGAUUCCCAUGGAGGAGGCUGUGGCUGCGCUGGGUGAAGAACCGGCCAAGAACGCACAGAUGUACUUGGGGAGGCACGCUCACAUCUUGACAUUCCCGAUCGAAGGGGCCAAGCUGAUGAAUGUCGUUGCCUUCAACUCGUCCAAAGAAUGGACAGACCCGAACUGGGUUGUCAGGGCCGACCACGAGACGCUCAAGGCCUCCUUCUCGGGCUGGUCCUCAACCGUGACCAAGAUUAUCGGCUUGAUGCGCCAAAACGACAUCUGGGCCCUCUUCAACCACCCGCCCGCCUCGACAUACGUGUCUGACGAUGGCCUGGUUUGUCUGAUCGGCGACGCCGCCCACGCCACGACCCCUCACAAGGGCUCGGGCGCCGGCAUGGCUAUCGAGGAUGCCUACAUCUUGGGCAACCUGGUCGCGGAGGCGUUGACGAGAAGAGGAGGAGAGGGCCAGAAGAAGAAUGUGGACAAAGCGAUCUCGGCUGCGUUCCGAACGUACGACACAACGAGGAGGGAGAGGACCCAGAGGCUGGUCGAGGAUUCUCGCGAGACGGGGACGGUCUACGAUUUGGAGCACCCUGAGUUCGGCUGCGACAAGGAGAAGCUCAAGGCGUCGCUUCUCACUCGGAUGGAUUGGGUGUGGCAGCACGAUGUCCAGGAGGAAUUGGCACAGUCCCUG
Cryphonectria parasitica EP155 is the source of this 1332-nucleotide messenger RNA. RefSeq lists its product as uncharacterized. Gene Ontology annotation, molecular function: FAD binding. The annotation marks the transcript as partial. Gene Ontology annotation, biological process: secondary metabolite biosynthetic process. The transcript has 3 exons. NCBI's taxonomy places the organism in Eukaryota, Fungi, Ascomycota, Sordariomycetes, Diaporthales, Cryphonectriaceae. The record is from RefSeq and is a predicted model, not a curated record.